AUGUUGAGAGAAAACUUCGAUGUCACUUUAAAGAGCAUUUUAUGGUUUCGAUUUCUUUUGAUAAUUAAUACUCUGCAAGCUGUUUAAUUAAUUAAUGGUUAAAAUGUGUAAAUACUCAUAUUAACAAUAGCUUUAUUUAAGAGAUGCUAAGCAAAUAUAGAAUAAAUUUGUUAAUUUAUUUUGGGAACAGUAACUAUUUGAUUUUUGCUUACAUCAUUAUUUUAAGCAUUUUUUUUCAUAUAGCUAUUACUUAAAUUGUAAUCAAAAUGAAAAUUUCGAUUCAUUAAUUUAUUGGUUCCUUUUUUGUUUAAACCAUUUAUUAUGUGUAGUCUAUGCCAAUUAUUUUAAACUCCCUAUAUGCUAUUUUAUAUUAGGAUCAAUAUGUUCAUUUAAUCUUGUUCCUCCUAACAGUAUUAUUGAAUAUCAUGUAUAUUAAGUUCAGCUGUUAAACAAGUUUUUUGUAGAUAGAUGGAAGCUUUUCAAGAUAGAUAGAUGAGAUUGUCAUUUAUAUAUUUCGAUUUGUUUUAUGCCUUUUAAAGAUCAAAUUGCCAAUUGCUGAAUUACAAUUUUCAAUAUUGAUCAUAGAAUCAUUUUUAUUAACGUUAAUUUAGAUUAACAAUACUCAAUUGAAUAGCCACUUUAUUUUUCAAUUAAGAAUAUUUCUUUUUGUGAUUGGAAUAGCAGGCAUAUUGAAAUUAGAAUGGAUUGAAAUAUUUUUAGUUUAUAUAUUUACUAUAGGUGUUAUGCAAUCUUGGAGAAAUAGACUUGAAAUAAAUAAGUUGACUGAUGCUAAAAAUUAGUUUUAAUUAAAAUUUUUGAUUUCUUAAAUUGUUAAAAAUUAUUCAAAUGAUGAAACUAUUUAAGUUUUAUUAAUUUAAAGAUGCAUAAAAUCAAAUUUAAAAUAUUUACAAAAAAAUACUAACUCAAAUAUAAUUAAGAUAUAGGAUAGAAUAAUGAUAGAAAGAUAUUUUGAAUAAAAUCUAUACAAACUUUAUUUUCUAUUGUUGCAAUAAAAUUAAUCUAAAUUGUCAUUUUUUGACUUUAUUUUCGUAAAAGCAAAUAUUUAUUUAAUUUAAUAAGAAUGUUUUUCAAAAUCGAAAAAAUAACUAUAAGAUAACUCAUAAAUAAUUCGAAUUUUUGAAGAAUAAGAAUCUAACUUUUUAAUUUUAGAAUAAGCCAAUAUUGCAAAAUUAAAUUUUUAUUAAGCACUGAUUAAACUCACUAUUAAUGAAUAAUAAUAUUGUAAGAUUAUUAGAGAAUAGUGUGUGAAAUUUUGCAAGACUAUGUAGCAAUUAAAAAAGGAUUUAUAAGCUAGCAUUAACAUAAGAGCACAAACUCUUUAAAAUUCGAAUAUAACUGAUCUCAACACAGUAUAAACUAUUUAAAAAUACUAUUUCGUCUUUUAUGGUGACUAUUAGAAAGUAUAUGAAAAAUCUUAUUUUAGGCAUUUCAAAUUGGGUAGAAAGCUAGAGAAUUACCAAGAUGGGAUCGAAAUCUCAAUCUUAAGCUGCUAAAAAGUAAUAAGAUAUGUAUUCUAUCUUAGAUUAGAUCUUUCUGAUUAAAGUUAGUUAUUUAUAAAAGAAAUGGACUAUUUUGAAUUCAAAAAUGAAAUACUUAGCUGAUUUUUUUCAAGAUUAAUAUUUAGAUAGCAUUUUGGAUUUGUUUCCAUAAUUCUUAAGAGGAUAUUAUCAAUAAUAAUUGAAUAGAUAUGUAGAAAAUGAAUUUGUAGACAAAUAUUAAUUAAGGACCUAUUUAUUGAAAAAUAAUUAUAUUAUUUCGUGUAGAAUUACAUUUCAUCAUGAAAUCUUAGAUAAUGAUUUAAUAAUUAAUAAUAUAAUAGAGAUUGAAGAUAAAAAUAAUGUUCUAUUGUUUGAUUAAUAUGGCAAGAUUUUGGGAAUUUCAGAAUUACUCUACAAUGAAUUAUAAAAUCUUGAUGAAUACUAUACCUAAGAUAUAUCAAUCUAAACAUUUUUAGAAAAAGCAAUGAUAUAAUUUUAUGUUCCUGAGAUCGAAUAUUAAGUUCUUCAACUUACCUCAUCUCAGUAAUAUAAUUAACUCGAAUUUUAAUCGACAUUUCCAAAAAAUAUAAAUCAUAAUGAUUGUUUACAAUAGAAGAUAAAUUUUAAUAUUGAAUCUCUUACCUAAAUUAAAUAUAAUUCAUCUUCUAAUUGUCAUGAAAAUUAAAAGGACAAAACAAUAAAACUGUUAAACCCUAAAUUUUCGAUGCAGUUUGAAUAAAUUCAACAAUAGCUGGGUUAAGAAUAAAAUAUAUCAUCUCAUAAAUUUGAAUUAGAUUAUGUUGAAUUGGGUACUCCUUGUUGCAAUUAUUUUAUACUACAUUUUUCAGAUUUAGAAUAUCAUUUGGAAAGUUAGGAUAGGAGUUUAAAAUUAGAAGCAAAAACAAUCAAAAUACAUAGUACUUUAGAUAAUAAAAUCAAUAUGUCUCUAAUUGAACAAAUAGUAGAGAAAAGGGAGAUAUCAAGAAAUUUAAAGUUACAAUUAAUGCUGAUGAUUUUUCUCACUAUCUAUGUAGCUUGUACUAUUUUUGUAAACAAAUAAUCUGGUUUUAAUGAAAUCAAAUCAUAUUAAUCUUCAAUUAAUUUUUUGAUUAAUCCUUAGGCUUUAACUUUCUCAUACGCAGGGUCUUUUCUUUUAUAAUGGAAUAGAUAUUGCGUAGAGAGUGGUUUAUAUAAUCUCUCAUAAUAUAUUGAAUUCUAAAGGCAAUAGAAAUUAAAUUAUGCAUUUACUUUAUGGAAAGGUAUCCACGUUAAUUACACAUUAAAUUUGAGUUAGAGGAGCAGGGAAUUAGGGAUGGAAAUGGUAGAUGUUAUCGAAUAUGACAAAAACAAUAGUAAAAUUGUAACUAAAAUGGACUUUUAUUCAUUCUAUUCUAUAACUAGAGAGAAAAUGGUAAGAGUGUAAAAAAAUACUAAUUAUACAAAUGUCUCAACUCAUGAUUAUUCUAUAUUUAAAGCUAAUGGAUUCAUUAGAUAGAAUAUUAUGACUAUUUUCAAAUUCCAUGAUGUUGUUAUAAAUGAUGAAAUUGAAUAUCUUAAACAAAAAGUGGAGUUCUCCCAAACUAAUUUUUACUUGAUUGAGAUUAUUUAGAUAUGUUGUGCAAAUACAUUCACAGUAGCACUAAUAUAUUCUAUACGUAAAUAAGUCAAAUUAAAAAAUCAAAUAUUCACCUUAUUAUCCUUAAUAGAGAUCAAUUCUAUUAAAACUCAAAUACAGUAAACAAAAAUAUUUCAUUCAUUCACAAAUUAUUCAUAAAAAUCAAUUACAAAUUUGAUUAAUAAUGAUUCAAUAUUGAAUGAAAAUUCUCAAUAAAAUAAAAAUAAUCAUACAAUCUAAAGAUUAUAAAAUAUUAAAUUUAUAUCGAAAUUUCGCUUAUUGAUACCAAUAAUUUUUAUAAUUUGCUAUGGCAUGUAGAUGAUUGGAGCUUACUAUUAUAGAGCUUUCUAUUAUGAUAAUUAUAAACAUUCCUUAUUAAUGACUAUGAAUUAUAUAAAAUUCAAGAAGCUAUUUGAUAGUUCAAUCUUAUUGGGAGAAUUAAUCAAAACAGAACAUUUAAUUCCAUCUAAUCCCUAUUAAUUAAUAAAUUAAACUGAAACCAUAGAAUNAGAAUAAAAUAUAUCAUCUCAUAAAUUUGAAUUAGAUUAUGUUGAAUUGGGUACUCCUUGUUGCAAUUAUUUUAUACUACAUUUUUCAGAUUUAGAAUAUCAUUUGGAAAGUUAGGAUAGGAGUUUAAAAUUAGAAGCAAAAACAAUCAAAAUACAUAGUACUUUAGAUAAUAAAAUCAAUAUGUCUCUAAUUGAACAAAUAGUAGAGAAAAGGGAGAUAUCAAGAAAUUUAAAGUUACAAUUAAUGCUGAUGAUUUUUCUCACUAUCUAUGUAGCUUGUACUAUUUUUGUAAACAAAUAAUCUGGUUUUAAUGAAAUCAAAUCAUAUUAAUCUUCAAUUAAUUUUUUGAUUAAUCCUUAGGCUUUAACUUUCUCAUACGCAGGGUCUUUUCUUUUAUAAUGGAAUAGAUAUUGCGUAGAGAGUGGUUUAUAUAAUCUCUCAUAAUAUAUUGAAUUCUAAAGGCAAUAGAAAUUAAAUUAUGCAUUUACUUUAUGGAAAGGUAUCCACGUUAAUUACACAUUAAAUUUGAGUUAGAGGAGCAGGGAAUUAGGGAUGGAAAUGGUAGAUGUUAUCGAAUAUGACAAAAACAAUAGUAAAAUUGUAACUAAAAUGGACUUUUAUUCAUUCUAUUCUAUAACUAGAGAGAAAAUGGUAAGAGUGUAAAAAAAUACUAAUUAUACAAAUGUCUCAACUCAUGAUUAUUCUAUAUUUAAAGCUAAUGGAUUCAUUAGAUAGAAUAUUAUGACUAUUUUCAAAUUCCAUGAUGUUGUUAUAAAUGAUGAAAUUGAAUAUCUUAAACAAAAAGUGGAGUUCUCCCAAACUAAUUUUUACUUGAUUGAGAUUAUUUAGAUAUGUUGUGCAAAUACAUUCACAGUAGCACUAAUAUAUUCUAUACGUAAAUAAGUCAAAUUAAAAAAUCAAAUAUUCACCUUAUUAUCCUUAAUAGAGAUCAAUUCUAUUAAAACUCAAAUACAGUAAACAAAAAUAUUUCAUUCAUUCACAAAUUAUUCAUAAAAAUCAAUUACAAAUUUGAUUAAUAAUGAUUCAAUAUUGAAUGAAAAUUCUCAAUAAAAUAAAAAUAAUCAUACAAUCUAAAGAUUAUAAAAUAUUAAAUUUAUAUCGAAAUUUCGCUUAUUGAUACCAAUAAUUUUUAUAAUUUGCUAUGGCAUGUAGAUGAUUGGAGCUUACUAUUAUAGAGCUUUCUAUUAUGAUAAUUAUAAACAUUCCUUAUUAAUGACUAUGAAUUAUAUAAAAUUCAAGAAGCUAUUUGAUAGUUCAAUCUUAUUGGGAGAAUUAAUCAAAACAGAACAUUUAAUUCCAUCUAAUCCCUAUUAAUUAAUAAAUUAAACUGAAACCAUAGAAUAAUAUUUGAUGUAUGCUGACAAUUCAACUAAUUUAUUUAACACAAUUCUUGAUGAUUUGGUCGUAUCAGAUUAUUUUAACGACACUAUGAAGACCCUGAUAUUAAAUGCUUUUAGAAAGGAUUUGUGUUUGAGUUUUUAAAGGUUUCUAGUUUUCUGUAAUACAACUUAGAUAAAGUUGCCAUACAAACUUAGUGACUCGUAUCUUACUAUUACUUAAGAUGGAAUAGGAGGAGUAGUUUAAAACUACAAAAAAAUGGUUUAAUAAGAAUUUAACACAGAAAGGCAGACUUUGAAAUAUUCAAAGAAUAAUGUCCAAUUUAUUAAUUCAUAGAUUCACCAGAAUUUCUUUGUUUAAUAUGCCCAGGAUAUUUAAUCAUGUUUUUUCACUUGUUUUAGUUACUUUAUCAACGAAAGCAUUUACUUAAGUGAUCUUUUUAUUGAGGCUAUGGCAGAAUAUUUUAACUUAACUGGAAUUAUGUAAAUACUUAUUAAAUUUUAGCAUUUUACUAUUAUAUUUUAUCUUCUCAGUUUUUUGGGUCAUUUAUCAAUAUCUAUAGAUUCAUUAAAUUAAGUUUGUCUUAAUCUUACUAGAUCCAAAAAUAGUAUAGAAAAAAGGGAUUCAUCAAAUUUUAAUGAAAAUUAUGAAUUAUUUAUGAUUAAAUAUUGA
Molecule: messenger RNA, 5655 nt
Organism: Paramecium octaurelia
Lineage: Eukaryota; Ciliophora; Oligohymenophorea; Peniculida; Parameciidae
Source: the annotation of a GenBank genome assembly